Molecule: messenger RNA, 4792 nt
Organism: Xiphias gladius (swordfish)
Lineage: Eukaryota; Metazoa; Chordata; Actinopteri; Istiophoriformes; Xiphiidae
Gene: rab11fip1b
Product: RAB11 family interacting protein 1 (class I) b
Exons: 6
Coding region: 164-4021 (1285 amino acids)
Biological process (GO): regulated exocytosis
Cellular component (GO): intracellular membrane-bounded organelle
Molecular function (GO): small GTPase binding
Source: RefSeq, a predicted model, not a curated record
UAACCACGCCCCGUCAGCUGUUUCCUCAACUUCAGCGAAGCACACGGGAAAACUUUUCUUCGCCUCUGACCAGAGUCACGGUGAACCGAUGGUAGACACCGCCGCGUUUCGUUUUGGGACUUAAUUUCCUCACCGCGAUAACCCAGCAACGAGUGGUGUCAGCAUGUCCUUGGCGGAUCAGCAGUGGUGUCCCACAAGCGUCCAGGUGACGGUCCUCCAAGCCAGAGGCCUCAGGACAAAGGGGAAAAGCGGCACUAACGAUGCGUACGCGGUCAUGCAAGUGGGCAAGGACAAGUACCAGACCUCGGUGGUGGAGAAGAGCGUGGCUCCGGUGUGGAAGGAGGAGGCCGCUUUCGACCUGCCGCCGCCACCACAUCAGGGUGGGGGAGGAGGAGGAGGAGGAGAGCGGGGCACGCUGCAUGUCCACGUCCUGCACCGGGCCCUGGUGGGUCCAGACAAGCAGCUGGGAAAGGCUGUCAUCAACCUGCUGCAGCUCAGUGAGGACAAAACCCGCGACAAGACCGAAUGGUUUAAGCUACUGGACAAGACUGGCAAGGCAGACAAAGACAGAGGAGAGGUGCUUCUGGACAUCCAGUUCACGAGGAACAACAUGACUGCCAGCAUGUUUGAUCUCUCUGCUGCCGGAAAAUCCCGGUCUCGCCUGGGCAAGUUCAAGGACAAAGUUCGUGGCAAGAAAAAGGAAUCAGAUACUGUGUCUAGUGUGGUGCCAUCCUUCACUCAGGUGCUGACUGACAGCGAGGAGGAGGCAAAUGGGGAUGGGGAGGUAGCUGUGGGGAAGGAUGAGAAGAAGAAGAAACACAAAAUGAAGUCUUUAUUUACUCCCAAGUCCAACCUCCAGAGGAACAUGUCUCAGUCCAUGUCUGUUCUGCCUGCAAAGAACUCCUCACUAAGCGGAAGUCAGUCCUCUGGUCUGAAUGUGGAUUCCUCUGAGGGUAAAAAGAAGUUCAAGUUCAUGAUACAUAAACGCUCAGGCAGCUCAGACAACAAAGAUUCCUCCUCUGGCCACCAAAAACAUGGCGCUGUAGAACAGAGUAACUUGUGCAUCAAUGGCAGUCACGUAUACUUUGAAGAGCCGCAGCCUCGGACAUCUCGCAUCGGAUCAAACUUCAGUGUGGCCAGUUCAGGCCAUGGUUCCAUGGAAGAUGUCCCUGAAAGCUCCCCACCAUCUGCUGAUUCACUUAGGGUUGUGAGGCAAUAUUCACCCUGGACAGAGGAGGAGGAGGAGGAGACAGCUGCAGUAGAAAAUAUAACAGAGCACGUGGAUGAACUUAAAAGGGAGGAAGAGGAAAGAAUUAGGAUGGAGGAGGAGAGGAGGAGAAGAGAAAAAGAAGAGGAGAGGGUGAGGGGGGAAGAAGAAGCGCUUGAGAGGUUGGCUGAGGAGAAGAGGAGACAAGAGGAAGAAGAAAGAAAAAGGAUUGAAGAAGAGAAAGUUAGAAGGGAGGAAGAGGAGAGGAUUCAGAGGGAGCAAGAGAGGAAGAGACGAGAGGAAGAGGAGAGGGUUAAGAGAGAAGACGACGAACGUGAAAGAUUAGUAGAGGAAAAGAGGAGAGUGGAAGAAGAAGAAAGAAGGAGAAUUGAAGAGGAAGAAAAAAGGCAAAGACAGAGAGAGGAGAAGAUUAGGAUAGAGGAGGAAAGGGCUCAGGAAGAGAGGAGAAGACAAGAGGAAGAGGAGAGGGUUAGGAGACGAGAAGAAGAGCGUAAAUUAGCAGAGGAAAAGAGGAGACUGGAAGAAGAAAGAAGAAGAAUGGAAGAAGAGAAAGUCAGAAAGGAGGAAGAGGAGAGGAUUCAGAGGGAGGAAGAGAGGAAGAGACGAGAGGAAGAGGAGAGGGUUAAGAGAGAAGACGAAGAACGUGAAAGAUUAGUAGAGGAAAAGAGGAGAGUGGAGGAAGAAAGAAGGAGAAUUGAAGAGGAAGAAAAAAGGCAAAGACAGGAAGAGGAGAAGAUUAGGAUAGAGGAGGAAAGGGCUCAGGAAGAGAGGAGAAGACAAGAGGAAGAGGAGAGGGUUAGGAGACGAGAAGAAGAGCUUAAAUUAGCAGAGGAAAAGAGGAGACUGGAAGAAGAAAGAAGAAGAAUGGAAGAAGAGAAAGUCAGAAAGGAGGAGGAGGAGAGGAUACAGAGGGAGGAAGAGAGGGCUGAAGAAGAGAGAAUGAGAAACCAGAAAGAAGAGCGUGAGAAAAAGAGGAGACUAGAGGAACAAGAAAGGAAGCAACAGGAGGAAGAGGAAAGGAUUAGGAAAGAGGAAGAGAGGAGACAAGAGGAAGAGGAGAGGGCUAACAAGGAAAAGGAAGAAUAUGAGAGACUGGUAGAAGGAAAGAGGAAGCUGGAGGAACAAGAGAGAAGACAGAAAGAGGAAGAGGAGAGAAUUAGAAAGGAGGAGCAGGAAAGGAUUAGGAUUGAGGAGGAGAAGAGGAGGAGACAGGAGGAAGAAGAGGAAAAGGAAGAAAUGGAAAGAUUAGUGGAGGAAAAGAGGAGACUAGAGGAACAAGAAAAGAGGAGGAUUGAGGAAGAAGAGAAGAUUAGGAGGGUGGAGAAACCUGAAAGGGAGAGGGAAGAGGAGGAGGCCAGGAAGCUGGAGAACCAAAGCUUAACAACAGAUGCAGAAGAACGGAAGAAAAGAGAAAAUAAAACACAAGAUGGACACAAACCUGCCUGGCAGAAAUCUAAAGUAACCAUGGAGAGCCCUGCAGAGGUCACCUCCAGGGAGCCGUUUGAUGAAAACCUCUCAAAUAAUUGCUUUGAGGAGAUUCCCAACCCACCUGCUGGACCUGACAGCAACACAGCCAAAGUGUCAAAUGUCCAACAAGGAUCUCAAUCUGCUGUGUCAUUGGUGGGAAGCAAGACUAUUUCCACUGAUAAAAAGGACCUGAUUAAUGCUCAAUGGGAGAAGCGACAAGCUCCUCAGCCUCCAAGAAGGAAUCAUGCUGAGAGUCAAAGGGAGCAGGAUGUAUCUACACAACAUCUGGUACAAAUUAACACGCAGAGUAAUGACAAAGACGUCAAAACUGCCAGUGUUCUCCCUCAGCGCUCGGUGCAAAUGAUCGCUCCUCUGAGUCAGUCUCCCACAGGUACAAAGAACACCGAGAGCUUGAUGCAAAGUAGUACCACAAAAGGAACAGCAAUUGGAGGCAAACACAGUAAACGUCCUGCACCCUCUAGACCUCGUUCUGUGGAAGAGGAGCCAUCACCUGAGCCGAAAACAGCCUCGUCCUCUGGUGGCAGCAUUUCCCAGGGAGGUGGCUCAGAGACAAAACAGGCCCCUGUUGUUUAUGGCUUAAAUCCAUUUGAAGACGAUGAAGAUGAGUUCACAGCCCAAGAUGAUACAACAGCCUCUGGUAUUACUGGUUCAAUACACUGUCCUCCAGUUGCUGAUAAAGAUGCUGCCUCUCAAGCAAAAGUCAAAUCCUCAAAGAUCGCCCGGGCUCCUCCACCUCCUGCAAAGAGAGCUGCCACAUCAAGCACUUCAAUCCACCAAAACACUGCCGGAGGCCGUGUUACGGAUGAUACAGGUGUGGCUGUACCUGAUAACGAUGCAAACCUAGCAUUUGACCCACAACCUGAGGCCACAAUCUCUGUGCCUGUCCAGGAGACUUCACUAAAAGAGCCCCAACCUGCGAGAGCACAGGGCACUGGAGAGGAGGCAGCUGUGAAGAAGGAAGUGCCUCCUACAACUUCACGCAGGCUUCAACCUGUAAAACCCCUUAAUCCACUGGAACAGCAGUCUCUCUCCAUUGAUCAAGGGGAAAUAUAUAACAAAUCCACAGGAAUCCUUAAUGAAGUUCAGGAGAAAACAAAGGUAAAUGACACUGGGCUGAAAGGGCCGUACUCCCAGCUGACUCAUGAGGAGCUCAUCUCACUGGUGCUGAAACAGGAGAAGCAGCUUUCUGAGAGAGAGAAAAAGAUCGGAGAGCUGGAGCAGUACAUUGACAACUUACUUGUACGCGUAUUGGAAGAAAAACCAAGUAUCCUGAUGUCCAUGAGCUCUCUGAAGAAGGCUGUCUAGGUAGAUUCACAGCUCACACUUUAUUCCUGCUGUACCCGAUUCACGAUGGUUCCACAACAGAAACUUCACUUUGAAAUACUUGUGGAUUAUAUUAUGAAAGGUAACUGAAGUAAAAGUUUAGGUUUACAAGGUUUGAACAGUUUAGAGUCUAACUUCAACAUAUUGGCAAAUGAAUAAUGAUAAAGGCUGAAAUAUACUUUGUAAAAGAAAUCUUGCAGAGGCUGUUUCAGUUUCAGCAAAGAGCCUCUCAGUUGGGGAAUUAUGUUAAUGAGUACAAAUAUAUUCUACAUUUUUCUAAAUAUUUAGUAAUAUUUUUGACACUUUGCUACAGCAUGUACAUGUCUGACUUUGAAACAAUCUCUUGUGUAUUUGUAAUGAUUAUUUUCAUGUAAAGCAUAACAUUCUGUCUAGUAAUAACUUUGAUGAAUGUCCAGUAUUUCCUACGUGACUGACGUCUUACUAUAUUUCAUGGCAAAACCAAAAGGCAUACUGUAUGUAUUUCUAGAAUCUAUGAGCUUGCUGUUCACUGGUAAUAUAUGCAGUAUAAAGAAGAGCCUUCUUUAAGUGUUAAUAUGCCGAGUUAUGUAGAUAAAGUUUCCUGCUCUUGUACUGAAUGUCAGAAGUUUACAUGAUUCUACUAACCCCCCUCAAAAAGCACUUUAAUUAAGCUUACACUUUGACCACGAUAUACAAUGAAUUGCUUUUCUGUACUGAGGCUACUGCUUUGCGGUAUUAAAAAAUGCAAAAUAAAAUAAACCCUUGAAUAAACUA